Coregonus sp. 'balchen' is the source of this 14259-nucleotide messenger RNA. NCBI's taxonomy places the organism in Eukaryota, Metazoa, Chordata, Actinopteri, Salmoniformes, Salmonidae. The record is from the annotation of a GenBank genome assembly.
GUGGUUGCGUGGUGUCCGUCCAGUGCUGGACUACUAUGCUCCAGCUGGAAGGUGCAAAGUGCAGUUUCCUGUUCUGCCUGGGAAUCUGCAUGCUCAUCUGCUCGGUCAUCUACCUGUGGGCCAAGGAUGGCACGGAUCCCCAGGGUCAGAGCGGGCCCCUGGGCUGCAGGCCCUUCUCUCAGUACUGCCGAGCUUUCCUCCCCAGCACCAAGGGCUCACCAGCAUGGCAACGCCGCGACUGCCAGGUGGAGAGCUAUCUUCUGGGUAUGGGGAGUCGAGGUGGGGACCUGGACUGCUCCCACCUGGUGAGGGAGCUUCACUUCAUCACCAGCCCGCUGAGCCGCGAGGAGGAAGACUACCCUCUGGCCUUCAUCCUCACUGUCCACAAGGAGCUGGAGCUGCUGGUGCGCCUGCUGCGGGCCAUCUACACACCGCAGAAUGUCUACUGUGUCCAUGUGGACGCCAAGGCUCCGCGGGAGUACAGGGAAGCCGUGGCGAGCCUUGUGGGCUGCUUCCCCAAUGUGUUCCUGGCCAGCCACAGCGAGAUGGUGACCUACGCCGGCUUCUCACGGCUGCAGGCCGACAUCAACUGCAUGAGGGACCUGGCGGCAUCGCCUGUGCCCUGGAGGAAGGUGCUAAACCUGUGCGGCCAGGACUUCCCUGUCAAGAGCAACCUGGAGCUGGUGCGCUACAUGCAGAGCAAGGAGUGGAGGGACAGGAACAUGACCCCGGGCAUCAAGCAGCCUGCGGCCAUGAGGCACCGGACUCAGCUGCAGCACAGGGAGGUCAGGGGCUCCCACGUGGCCCCCAAGCGUGGAGGCCCAAAGAAGGGUGCUCCGCCCCAUGGGGUGCAGAUUUACUUUGGCACAGCCUACUACGCGCUAACCAGGACCUUUGUGGAGUUUGUACUGAAGAGUCACGUGUCCAGGGACCUGCUGGAGUGGUCCAAAGACUCAUUCAGCCCAGAUGAGCACUACUGGGUGACGCUCAAUCACAUUAAAGGUAAAGCCCAAGUUUAUAAACCGCACAUAAAAAGCACCUUGUAAUCUCUGUAACACAAUUGGUUCUGAGCUUAUGUCAAAGCAUAGGGAUAUUUCUAACUGUUAAAUCCGUGAGGAAAACAGAUAAGACUUCUACAACCUUUCCAUGAAUGCAUAGCUAUGCCACGCACAACCUUUCCAAUUUGUAAUGCAUCGAAAAGCAAAAACAUAGGAGGUGAAAUAGCUGUGCUUAGUCAAUAAAUCCUGGUGGCCUAGUAACGGAGUUCAUGUAAGUUCAUGAAAGGCUGACUUACAGUACAUUUGUGGUGUUCGAAGAUUAGUUCUAGCCUUGAAACUUAAAGGAAUGGGUUCAACAUACCCACAUUGUUUGAAGUACAGUAGACCAGCGUAGCUACAUCAGCAGUUGUCAAAGUGCUUUACAGAACCAUCCUAAAACCCAAUAAGAGCAAGCAAUGCAGAAGCACAGUGGCUAGGAAAAAUAAGUCAAUAAGUAUUCCACGCCUUUGUUAUGGCAAGCCUAAAUACAUUCAGGAGUACAAAUUUGUUAACAACUCACAUAAUAAGUUGCAUGGACUCACUCUGUGUGCAUUAAUAGUGUUUAACAGAACUUUUGAAUGACUACCUUCUCUGUACCCCACACAUACAAUUAAAAUCGGUAAGGUCCCUCAGUCGAGCAAUUACUUUCAAACACAGAUUCAACCCCACCCAAAAAAAGAGAUGUUCCAAUGACUCACAAAGAAGGGCACCUAUUGGGAGAUGGGUCAAAAGAAAAAGCAGACAUUGAAUAUCCCUUUGAGCAUGGUGAAGUUAUUAAUUACACUUUGGAUGGUGUAUCAAUACACCCAGUCACUACAAAGAUACAGGCGGCCUUCCUAACUCAGUUGCCGGAGAGGAAGGAAACCGCUCAGGGAUUUUAAAACAGUUACAUAGUUUAAUGGCUGUGACAGGAGAAAACUGAGGACGGAUCAACAACAUUGUAGUUAUUCCACAAUACUAACCUAAUUGAUAGAGUGAAUAGAUGGAAGCCUGUACACAAACAUAUUUCAAAACAUUCAUCUUGUUUGCAACAAGGCACUAAAGUAAUACUGCAAGAAAUGUGGCAAAGCAAUUCACUUUUUGUCCUGAAUACAAAGUGUUGUGUUUGGGGCAAAUCCAAUACAGCACAUUACUGAGUAUCACUUUCCAUAUUUUCAAGCAUAGUAGUGGCUGCAUCAUGUUAUAGGUAUGCUUGAAAUCGUUAAGGACUAUGGGGUUUUCAUGAUAAAAAAUAAACUGAAUGGAGCUAAGCACAGGCAAAAUCCUACAGGAAAACCUGGUUCAGUCUGCUUUCCACCAGACACUGGGAGAUGAAUUCACCUUUCAGCAGGACAAUAACCUAACACACAAGGCCAAAUCUACACUGGCGUUGCUUUCCAGGAAGACAGUGAAUGUUCCAGAGUGGCCGAGUAAUUUUUUUGGACUUAAACCCACUUGAAAAUCUAUGGCAAGAUCUGAAAAUGGUUUAGCAAUUAUCAACAACCAAUUUGACGAGCUUGAAUAUUGAAAAGAAUAAUGGGCAAAUGUUGUACAAUCCAGGUGUGGAAAGCUCUUUGAGACUUAUCCAGAAAGACUCACAGCUGUAAUCGCUGCCAAAGGUGCUUCUACAAAGUAUUGACUUAUGUAAAUUAUAUAUUUCUGUAUUUCAUUUUCAAUACAUUUGCAAAACAAUCAGAAUAUACGUUUUCACUUGUCAUUAUGGGAUAUUGUGUGUAGAUCGGUGGGUUAAAAAAUAUUUUAAUACAUUUUGAAUUCAGGGUGUAACAACGGAAUGUGGAAUAAGGGGUAUGAAUACUUUGAAGGCACUGCGUGUCACGUGAGAGGCUAUAAUGAAACGUGAGAAUGAGAUUUAAUCUGUUUUGGAUCAAUUAUCUGCUCCUAGAAGCACCAGGAAGUCAUGUAGGAGGAGGCUGGGGUGGCGAGAUCCGGACAAUCAAAUGGAGGGACCAAGAGGGAACUGCACACAACGGAUGCAAAGGUACAACAAUUCCCUAUCCCAGCCAAAGUAGGUUUCUACACUUGACCUCACUUGUCUAGGGCAUGUUUUGCUCCUUGAUUCCAGAUUAGAUUAGCCUUCUGAUUAGGAAGCAAACUGUUUCCUCAAUCAAAUCAAAUCGUAUGUCACAUGCGCCGAAUACAAUAGGUGUAGACCUUCCCGUGAAAUGCUUACUUACAAGCCCUUUCCCAGCAAUGCAGUUAAGAAAAUAUUUACUAAGUAAACUAAAAGUAAAAAAAGCAACAAUAAAAUAACAAUAGCGGUUAUAUACAGGGGGCACCGGUACCAAGCCAAUGUGUGGGGCUACAGGUUAGUCGAGGUAACUGAGUUAAUAUGUACAUGUAGGUAGGGGUAAAGUGACUAUGAAUAGAUAAUAAACAGUUAGUAGCAGCAGCAUAAAAAAGGGUGUCAAUGCAAAUAGUCCAGGUAGCCAUUUGAUUAACUGUUCAGCAGUCUUAUGGCUUGGGGGUAGAAGCUGUUAAGGAGCCUUUGGGACCUAGACUUGGUGCUCCGGUACCGCUUUCCGUGCGUUAGCCGAGAGAACAGUCUAUAGCUGUGUUCGAAUACCCAUACUAACAUACAGUAUGCUACAUACUUAAUGAGUAUAUACUAUUAGCUCAUUUUAGUACACUGUAAACAAACGGUAUCCUUUCAGUUGAGCAUACUAGUGCUUCGCCUGUCUACCAGAUGUUGAUGCUGUUGCUAUGCAACCUCUUGGUAGCUUCUUAGCAUAACAAAUGACUAACGACAUUUUACGACUUCGGGUGUGUUCUUAAAUUCAAUCUGGAGUGCCAGAGUGCGCUCUGAGCGUUUGUAAAUUCAGAGCGCUGUCAGAUUGUCUGUUUGUAUCUGCAGAACGCACAAUGGACACUCUGGCCGAGGAGUAGGGUUUACCCAAGCGUUCUGGCCUCAUAACGGCAGAUAAGCAGCCAAGCUAACUGGCUAACGUUGGCUAGCUUGCUAACUUCUCCCAGACACAAAUGAGAGAACACCUCACUCUGACCAUUUUACUCACCCUAGCAGAGCUGGUUAGGCAGUUUUCAUGUUAUCCAGAGCGUUGGUGACAGUAACUGUGCUGCUGGCAACAAUUGAAUGACGCUUUUUUGCCGACGUUUACUGACACCGGCCAUAUUCAACGGGUGUUGAGCGUUCGUAAAUUCAUCAGUUAUUCUGCGCUCUGGCACACUCAGACGAAAGUUCUCUGAAAACAGAGAUUUACGAAAGCACCCGAAUGUCCAUUGAGAACGCACAACGACUAUACCACUUAGCUAAACUAAGAAUGACGGGAAUAAUCAAGUCAAUAAACAUUGGGUAGUUAAGUUAGAUAGCACAUAGUUAAUAUACUGGCAAGUGUUAUGUAUUAGUAGCCAACUAACAUUAGGUAGCUAGCUAACAUACUGGUACAUACUGCUGUAAUAAUAUGCUAUGUGGUUCGUAAGGAUAGAGUAGCUAACAAAUUGUCAGCCAACAUAACGUGUAAGGUAACUUAUUUGAAAAGUCAUUACUUUAUUACAUUGAUCAACAUUUUCUUAACAUUUGCCAUAAUUAGUUAAAGCAAUGAAUUUGUCUCCGCUCUCGUUGGACUUCGGCUGCAUAUUUUCCACCCUUUCUUCAAAUUUGAAAACGAUAUGAAGCCAUGGCCCAUAUUCUGAAUAAUUGCAAUAUGGGCCCUAAAAGCACGAAAAUAGUGUCCACUGCUGGUAUACUUCAUAUUUUAGCAAAUGUAGUACGACAUUCCGGAAACUUUAGGCAUAAUACCUAUAUGCAUACUAUGACCAAUAAGCAUACUAUACACUCAAUUUACAUCACAAAUAGUACAGUUAGUGAGGUUAGUAUGAGUAUUCGAACACAGCUUAUGACUUGGGUGGCUGGAGCCUGACAAUUUUUCAGGCCUUACUCUAACACCACCUGUUAUAGAGGUCCUGGAUGGCAGGAAGCUUGGCCCCAGUGAUACACUGGGCUGUACAUACUACCCUCUGUAGCGUCUUACGGUCGGAUGCCGAGCAGUUGCCAUACCAGGCGUGCUGCAACCAGUUACGAUGCUCUCAAUGGUGCAGCUGUAGAACUUUGAGGAUCUGGGGACCCAUGCCAAAUCAUUUCAGUCUCCCUUGUCGUGCCCUCUUGACGACUGCCUUGGUGUGUUUGGACCAUGAUAGUUUGUUGGUGAUGUGGACACCAAGGAACUUGAAGCUCUCAGCCCGCUCCAUUACAGCCCGGUCGAUGUGAAUGGGGGUGUGCUCGGCCCUCCUGUUCCUGUAGUCCACGAUCAACUCCUUUGUCUUGCUCACGUUGAGGAUGAGGUUGUAGUCCUGGCACCACACUGCCAGGUCUCUGACCUCCUCCCUAUAGGAUGUCUCAUCGUUGUCGGUGAUGAGGCCAACCACUUAUGUCGUCGGCAAACUUAAUGAUGGUGUUGGAGUCGUGCUUGGCCACGCAGUCGUGAGUGAACAGGGAGUACAGGAGGGGACUAAGCACGCACCCCUAAAGGGGCCCCCGUGUUGAGGAUAAGUGUGGCAGAUGAGUUGUUGCCUACCCUUACCACCUGGGGGGUGGCCCGUCAGGAAGUCCAGGAUCCAGUUGCAGAGGUAGGUGUUUAGUCCCAGGGUCCUUAGUUUAGUGAUGAGCUUUGAGGGCACUAUGGUGUUGAGCGCUGAGCUGUAGUCAAUGAACAGCAUUCUCACAUAGGUGUUCCUUUCGUCCAGGUGGUAAAGGGCAGUGUGGAGUGCAAUUGAGAUUGCGUCAUCUGUGGAUCUGUUGGGGAGGUAUGUGAAUUGGAAUGGGUCUAGAGUUUGGUGUUUAAGUGAGCCAUGACCAGUCUUUCAAAGCACUUCAUGGCUACAGAUGUGCUACGGGGCGGUAGUCAUUUAGGCAGGUUACCUUGGCGUUCUUGGGCACAGGGACUAUGGUGGUCUGCUUGAAACAUGUAGGUAUUACAGACUCGGUCAGGGAGAGGUUGAAAAUUGAAAGUUUUUGGUGUGGGGGUAGAUCAGCUUUAAUAUUACAGAUAGAUCACUGUAAUUGUCUGCAUCAUUUCCAAUUCCCCAUUUUUUUUUUUUUUGUAAAUAUACAGUUGAAGUCAGAAGUUUACAUACACCUUAGCCAAAUACAUUUAAACUCAGUUUUUCACAAUUCCUGACAUUUAAUCCUAGUAAAAAUUCCCUGUCUUAGGUCAGUUAGGAUCACCACUUUAUUUUAAGAAAUGUGAAAUGUCAGAAUAAUAGUAGAGAGAAUUAUUUAUUUCAGCUUUUAUUUGUUUCAUCACAUUCCCAGUGGGUCAGAAGUUUACAUACACUCAAUUAGUAUUUGGUAGCAUUGCCUUUAAAUUGUUUAACUUGGGUCAAACAUUUCAGGUAGCCUUCCACAAGCUUCCCACAAUAAGUUGGUUGAAUUUUGGCCUAUUCCUCCUGACAGAGCUGGUGUAACUGAAUCAAGUUUGUAGGCCUCCUUGCUUGCACACACCUUUUCAGUUCUGCCCACACAUUUUCUAUAGGAUUGAGGUCAGGGCUUUGUGAUGGCCACUCCAAUACCUUGACUUUGUUGUCCUUAAGCCAUUUUACCACAACUUUGGAAGUAUGCUUGGGGUCAUUGUCCAUGUGGAAGACCCAUUUGAGACCAAGCUUUAACCUCCUGACUGAUGUCUUGAGAUAUUGCUUCAAUAUAUCCACAUCAUUUUCCUUCCUCAUGAUGCCAUCUAUUUUGUAAAGUGCACCAGUCCCUCCUGCAGCAAAGCACCCCCACAGCAUGAUGCUGCCACCCCCGUGCUUCACGGUUGGGAUGAUGUUCUUCGGCUUGCAAGCAACCCCCUUUUUCCUCUAAACAUAACGAUGGUCAUUAUGGCCAAACAGUUCAUCAGACCAGAGGACAUUUCUCCAAAAAGUAAGAUCUUUGUCCCCAUGUGCAGUUGCAAACCGUAGUCUGGCUUUUUUAAUGGAGGUUUUGGAGCAGUGGCUUCUUCCUUGCUGAGCGGCCUUUCAGGUUAUGUCGUUAUAGGACUCGUUUUACUGUGGAUAUAGAUACUUUUGUACCGGUUUCCUCCAGCAUCUUCACAAGGUCCUUUGCUGUUGUUAUGGGAUUGAUUUGCACUUUUCGCACCAAAGUACGGUCAUCUCUAGGAGACAGAACGAGUCUCCUUCCUGAGCAGUAUGACGGCUGCGUGGUCCCAUGGUGUUUAUACUUGCGUACUAUUGUUUGUACAUAUGAAUGUGGUACCUUCAGGCGUUUGGAAAUUGCUCCCAAGGAUGAACCUGACUUGGAGGUCUACAAUUUAUUUUCUGAGGUCUUGGCUGAUUUCUUUUGAUUUACCCAUAUUGUCUAGCAGAGAGGCACUGAGUUUGAAGGUAGGCCUUGAAAUACAUCCACAGGUACACCUCCAAUUGACUCAAAUGAUGUCAAUUAGCCUAUCAGAAGCUUCUAAAGCCAUGACAUCAUUUUCUGGAAUUUUCCAAGCUGUUUAAAAGGCACAGUCAACUUAGUGUAUGUAAACUUCUGACCCUCUGGAAUUGUGAUACAGUGAAUUAUAAGUGAAAUAAUCUGUCUGUAAACAAUUGUUGGAAAAAAUGACUUGUGUCAUGCACAAAGUAGAUGUCCUAACCGACUUGCCAAAACUAUAGUUUGUUAACAAGACAUUUGUGGAGUGAUUGAAAAACAAGUUAAUGACUCCAACCUAAGUGUAUGUAAACUUCCGACUUCAACUGUAACUCCAAGAGUCCUAUUUAUUAUAUAAUUUACAAGAAUUAGAUACAGUUAAACAUUUUGUCCCAAAAAUAUAUAUAUUUUUUAUAAAUUAGUAUAUUUGAGUUUAAACAUAAUUUUGUUGUAAUAUUUGUUCUGUCUUUUCUGGAGGAUUAAACUGAAAUUUUAAAAAUAGCAUUUUUUUUAUAGAUUAUUUCAUUUUUCAAAUAACCGAAAGUCAGAGGUUGUAAUCUGAAUAAAUGGAAAAAGGCCCCUCUUAAACAUGGGGUGAGCCAUUCUUACUAAUCUGCUGGAGAAUCAGUUCUGAUUUAAGAAUAGCUUCCGUAUGACUGAAUCCUUUAGUGAGAGGUCUAAUGCUUUAAUAUUUAAUAAUUUCUGCCCUCCGAAUUCAUAUUCAUUAUAUAAAUAGGCCUGUUUAAUGUUGUCUGCCUUGCCAUUCCAAAAACAAUUGAAUAUAUUUUGCUCAAAAAAAAUAAUAAAAAAAAAAAGUCGCUAGGUGUAGGCAAGGCCAUAAGUGAAGACACUUGCCAGCAUGCGCUGAGUACACCCGGCCUUGUGAAUGUUGACCUGUUUAAAGGUCUUACUCACAUCAGCUACGGAGAGUCUGAUCACACAGUCGUUCGGAACAGCUGGUGCUCUCAUGCAUGCUUCAGUGUUGCUUGCCUUGAAGCAUUUAGCUCGUCUGGGCAGCUCGCAGCUGGGAUUCCCUCUGUAAUUCGUAAUAAUUUGCAAGCCCUACCACAUCCGGCGAGUGUCAGAGCAAACUGAUAUGUGAAACGUAUUAAUGCCAAAAUAACAGGCAAAAAAAGAUAUACACUACCGUUCAAAAGUUUGGAGUCACUUAAAAUAUCAAAUGGAUCAAAAAUACAGUAUAGACAUUGUUAAUGUUGUAAAUGGCUAUUGUAGCUGGAAACGGUUGAUUUUUAAUGGAAUAACUACAUCGGCGUACAGAGGCCCAUUAUCAGUAACCAACAGUCCUGUGUUCCAAUGGCACGUUGUGUUUGCUAAUCCAAGUUUAUCAUUUUAAAAGGCUAAUUGAUCAUUAGAAAAUCCUUUUGCAAUUAUGUUAGCACAGCUGAAAACUUUUGUGCUGAUUAAAGAAGCAAUAAAACUGGCCUUCUUGAGACUAGUUGAGUAUCUGGAGCAUCAGCAAUUGUGGGUUCGAUUACAGGCUCAAAAUGGCCAGAAAUGAACUUUUCUGAAACUCGUCAGUCUAUUCUUGUUCUGAGAAAUGAAGGCUAUUCCAUGCGAGAAAUUGCCAAGAACCUGAAGAUCUAGUACAACGCUGUGUACUACUCCCUUCACAUAACAGCGCAAACUGGCUCUAACCAGAAUAGAAAGAGGAGUGGGAGGCCCCGGUGCACAACUGAGCAAGAGGACAAAUACACAUUAGUGUCUAGUUUCAACUGGCAGCUUCAUUAAAUAGUACCCGCAAAACACCAGUUUCAAUGUCAACAGUGAAGAGGUGACUCCGGGAUGCUGACCAUCUAGGCAGAGUUGCAAAGAAAAAGCCAUAUCUCAGACUGGCCAAUAAAAAGAAAAGAUUAAGAUGGGCAGUCAGAUAUUCCCAGUUUAUGCUACAAAACCAACUGUCUAAGAGGUUUUAAAAAUAGGUUAUAUUUGACUAAAUGUUCCAUGACAUACACUAAGGCAUUGUUGGCAGAAUAGAUGGGAUUCAGUUCAAUGCAUGAUUAAUAUAAUUCACCAAUACAUUUCUUGGUAGUCCAAAAAAUAUUGCUAUCAGGUUGUAAAAUCACAGCUGGCCUGGUACAUUGUUUGCUGCCUCCAUUCGGGAUGCCAAUACAAUCAAACUAUCAAGGGCAAUGAUCACAAGUCAGUCAUAACUUGGCUAAUAGGCUAGCGUAUCUAUUUAUGUAGCAAGCUAAAAACACAGAGCCUAACAUUAGCUAGAUAGCUAGCUGCUAGGAGGAUGUCAUGUCAUGCCAUGCCAUUGGAGGAGUAGGUGAGUGAGUGGCUUUUUCCCCUCAUAUAGUUUUUCAGUGGCUACACACAGCUAGAGAUGCAGGUGUCAUUUGGUUAGCUAGCAAGAAUUUGAACAACUUAUCCAGUUAGCAUAUCUCUUGCGUUUGCAAAUUCACUCUGCCUAUCUACAGUUCUCUGAUUUCAGAGAACUCUCGUCUGAGUGUGCCAGAGCGCAGAACUGAUUAAUUAAAAAACAUGCAACACCUGCUGAAUAUGACCUCGUCAGUAAAUGUAGGCAAAAAAAAGUAAGUUAGUCAAGAAUGCUCUAGAUAACAUGUAAACAGCCUAACCAGCUCUGCUACAGCGAAUAAAAUGGUCAGAGUGAGGGGUUCUCUCAUUUGUGUCUGGAAGUAGCUAGCUAGCUAGCAAGCAAGCUAGCCAACGUUAGCCAGUUAGCUUGGACACUAGGUUGGGACAAGCAUGCAUUGGCAGGCAAGCUGCAGAAGGACGAGGAGGCUACAAUUCCCCAUCGUUUAUCAGUGCAAUUUUGAGGGCCAACUAGCUGAAAAAGUUAGAAAGGGUUUAUCUAACGUUAAUUCGUUAGAUUUUAGCUCAUCUUGCUCUGGCUACCAUUAGCUGCUGAUCUUGUUGAUGUGCAUAACUGAGGGAGAGAGCCCCUACCUUUUCAUGGUUGUUUGAUCAAUAGGACUGAAGUUCCCAAAUGUAAGAGGACUCCCAUGGUGUUUAUAUAGUUGCAGAAAUCCAUUCAGGUGUAUUUUGUGGCUUUUGGCAAAUGUGUUUUACUGAUCUAAAGUUGCGCUUUUGCAACUGCCUGUCAACACAGUCCAGUUAAAAGUGAAUGAUGGCAAGCCCAUGUGGCAAAUAGCUUGUUUGUAUAAAGGCCUACUGUAGCUCUGAUUGGCUAUAGCACACCGGUCUGUGUAGAUGUUUUUAUUUACUGCAGUGUCUAUUAAUUGUCCAAAUGUAAGGCCGAUUUUUCACUCUAUAGCGCUAAAGAUUUUUCACAAAUGCCUUAGUAUUUUCAUGUAAUUCCCAAACAUUUUAAAGAAUUUAUGAAAAUGUGAAAAUGACCAUAUCUAAGUGGUCGCUUCUCAGAAAAUGUUUUAAAAAGUGUCAUUCUUCCUAUGGGUGUAAAUGAACAGUUUUAAUAAGAUUGCAUGUUGCUAAAAUGCUGUCGGUUCCACUUUAAAUGCAACAAUAUUUCACAUACAGUACCAGUCAAAAGUUUGAACACACCUACUCAUUCAAGGGUUUUGUCUUUAUUUUGACUAUUUUAUACAUUGUAGAAUAAUAGUGAUGACAUCAACACUAUGAAAUAGCACAUAUGGAAUCAUGUAGUAACCCAAAAAAGUGUCAAACAAAUCAAAAAUAUAUUUAAUAGUAGCCACCCUUUGCAUUGAUGACAGCUUUGCACACUCUUGGCAUGCUCUCAACCAGCUUCAUGAGGUAGUCACCUGGAAUGCAUGAAGGAGUUCCCACAUAUGCUGAGCUCUUGUUGGCUGCUUUUCCUUCACUCUGUGGUCCAACUCAUCCCAAACCAUCUCAACUGGUUUGAGGUUGGGUGAUUGUGGAGGCCAGGUCAUCUGAUGCAGCACUCCAUCACUCUCCUUUGUCAAAUAGCCCUUACAGGUGUGUUUUGGGUCAUUGUCCUGUUGAAUAACAAAUGAUAGUCCCACUAAGCCCAAACCAGAUGGGAUGGCGUAUCGCUGCAGAAUGUUGUGGUAGCCAUGCUGGUUAAGUGUGCCUUGAAUUCUAAAUAAAUCACAGACAGUGUCACCAGCAAAGCACCCCCACACCAUCACACCUCCAUGCUUCGUGGUGGGAACCGCAUGUUGAGAUCAUCCAUUUACCUACUCUGUGUCUCACAAAGACAGCGGUUAGAACCAAAAAUCUCAAAAUGUUGAUUCAUCAGACCAAAGGACAGAGUUCCACCAGUCUAAUGUCCAUUGCUCGUGUUCCUUGGCCCAAGCAAGUCUCUUCUUCUUAUUGGUGUCCUUUAGUAGUGUUUUUUUUUGCAGCAAUUUGACCAUGAAGGCCUGAUUCACGCAGUCUCUGAACAGUUGAUGUUGAGAUGUGUCUGUUACUUGAACUCUGUGAAGCAUUUAUUUGGGCUGCAAUCUGAGGUGCAGUUAACUCUAAUGAACUUAUCCUCUGCAACAGAGGAAACUCUGGGUCUUCCUUUCCUAUGGCGGUCCUCAUGAGAGCCAGUUUCAUCAUAGCAGUUGAUAGUUUUUGCGACUGCACUUGAAGAAACUUUCAAAGUUCUUGAUAUUUUUCAUUUUGACUGACCUUCAUGUCUUAAAGUAAUGAUGGACUGUCGCUUCUCUUUGCUUAUUUGAGCUGUUCCUGCCAUAAUAUGGACUUGGUCUUUUACCAAAUAGGGCUAUCUUCUGUAUACCACCCUUACCUUGUCACAGCACAACUGAUUGGCUCAAACGGAUUAAAGAAGGAAAGAAAUUCCACAAAUUAACUUUUAACAAGGCACACCUGUUAAAUCAAAAUGCAUUCCAGGUGACAACCUCAUGAAGCUGGUUGAGAGAAUGCCGAGUGUGCAAAGCUGUCAUCAAUGCAAAAGGUGGCUACUUUGAAGAAUCUCAAAUAAAAUAUAUUUUGAUUUGUUUGACACUUUUUUGGUUACUACAUGAUUCCAUGUGUGUUAUUUCAUAGUUUUGAUGUCUUCACUAUUAUUCUACAAUGUAGAAAAUAGUAAAAAUAAAGAAAAACCCUAGAAUUAGUAAGUGUGUCCAAACUUAUGACUGGUACUGUACAUAAGUUAUUUUCAAAAGAGAUGGCUAACAAAAGCAAGCACUCUGCAAUAAAAUAAAAUAAAAUAAAACACAGUUCCACUCACCAGAUGAUGAUAAUUUGAAACGUAACUUCUUGUUGAAAGUUAUUCAUGAAAAGGUAGACGCUAACAAAUUAGCAAUAACAUCCUCUUUGAUAAGACCUGCUGCAGCUGCUGGAAACUAGCCGACAACAAAAGCUAGCUAGCCAGACCGUGGGGAAACUACUGCUUGCUAUUGUGCAGUGACCUGUUGGCCUGCAAGAAGGCAGACGUUUCAAUACGUUUUUGUAAAAACGGUCCCACCCAUUGUCAAAAUGUUAUCGUUUGAUUCCACUGUCACUCUAAAAUGUUGACCUAAUACAGUUGAAUGGCAGAUGCCUUUAUCUAGCUUCUGAUGGCCUAGCCAAUGGCUGAUUUAGCUAGCUAGAUUUAUCUCCCCAGAGACCAGCAAAGAAAAAUCCUGGUUGGAAUUUUUUUUUCUCUUCAGUGUUAACCCUUUCCAACAAAAACUGAAGAGAUUAAAAUCAGAACAUCAUUGAAAAUAAUAAUAUAAUUAUUAUUAUUUUAUAAAUCCUUAGUCCUUCUCUGAAGGCGUAAAAGGCCCAAUGUUCCCCACUGUGUUUGGGUUAGUAAUAAUUUGUAGAGUGGCUCUAUUUUGCCUCAGCUUGCAUUUUUUCACUAUUCUGAAUGUCUAAAGAAUCCAUAUGUUGUGGUGAUUUGAUAAAAUUACAAUCAUGUCAUUAAUUGGACUCGCACUUUUCUGUCCUCGGUUUUGAUUCAGUCUCGGACCCCUUGUCCCCCCUCCGGUCUUGGUCUUGACUCGGACUCGAUUUGCUCCGGUCUUGGUCUUGAACCGGUCUCGCUUUAGGUGGUCUUCGAUCAUAACAUUGGUAGACGGUGUGGUCUACAGCUUUUCAUGAGGUACUCUACCUCAGGCGAGCAAAACCUUGACACUUCCUUAAUAUUAGAUAUUGCGCACCAGCUGUUAUUGACAAAUAGACAGACCACCACCCCUAGUCUUACCGGAGGUAGCUGUUCGGUCUUGCCGAUGCACGGAAAACCCAGCCAACUGUAUAUUAUUCAGCCACCACUCGGUGAAACAUAAGCUAUUACAAUUUGUAAUGUCCCGUUGGUAGGAUAGUCUCAAAUGGAGCUCAUCCAGUUUAUUCUCCAGUGAUUGCACGUUGGCCAAUAGGACAGAUGGUAGAGGCAGGUUACCCACUCUCCGACGAAUUCUCACAAGGCACCCGGAUCUGCGGCCUCUGUAUCUCCAUCUCCUCUUCAUGAGAAUGACGGGGAUUUGGGCCUGGUCCAGCAGUAAAUCCUUCGCAUCAGUAAAUCCUCACCUCGUCCAGUUCGAGGUGAGUAGUCGCUGUUUUGAUAUCCAGAAGCUCUUUUCGGUCAUAAGAGACUGUAGCAGAAACAUUAUGUACCAAAAAAGUUACAAUGCGAAAAACACAAAAAAUAGCACAAUUGGUAAAAUGGCAGCCGGCACCAUUAUUUGAGCAACAGCAGUUGAUAGAAUUUGACACUGAUCUGAAUCUCAUCUUUAUGUCUUUUCUGCUACACGUCUUUCCGCAGGCCGCUAUGUUAGGGACAUCUGCAUCUAUGGUCUGGAGGAUUUGCAGUGGAUCAUCGACAGAAACAGCAUGUUUGCCAACAAGUUUGAGAGCAAGGCCUUCCCAGAAGCUUUGGACUGCCUGGAGCAGUGGCACAGGGACAAGGUCCUGCAGCAAGCGAUGGUUCCCAUCCAGUCAUGGUGGCAACUUGCCACGCAAGGCAAUACCACCGCUCUUUUCAACGCC